AUGACCUUAAACAAUCAAACCUCUACUAUAUCUUUACAAAAACAAGUAGAAAACCAAUAUACAUUUCUAAAAAAAAUAAUUGAAAUAGAUAAACAACAAAUAACCGUUUACGGAAAACUACCUAAAAAGAAUGAAAUAUAUACUAUAGGAAAAGGAAAUUAUAUCCUUGACCAAAUAAAAACUCCACCCUCAGAAGAAACAGUAUUCACAAUACGAAAAGCAUAUACUAGAAUAGAACAAGUAAUCAGAACAAUACAAUUACUAGAAAUACCUCUUUUAGAAGAAAAAGAAGAACUUACCUUACAAAACGCUUUUGAAAACAAAAAAUAUAACAACUUAUUUUUAUUUAUAAAAGAAAUACAUGAAUUAGAAUUAAUAAAGAAAGGACCACAACAAUAUCUAUUCGACAAUAGAUUUACAUCUGACGACAGUGAUAACUUUUUAGCCCAAGACGCAAGAUGA
Racocetra persica is the source of this 462-nucleotide messenger RNA. The record is from the annotation of a GenBank genome assembly. NCBI's taxonomy places the organism in Eukaryota, Fungi, Glomeromycota, Glomeromycetes, Diversisporales, Gigasporaceae.